AUGGAUGUCUUACGCGACGAUGUGGACGGAACCUUCGAAGGCCGAUACGUGUAUGGCGAUCCGGCGUACGGCUGCAACCGUUUCAUGAUCUGCCCCUUUGCGUCCCCGGCCGCCGACAGCAAUGAACGCCGAUUCAACGCCCGAAUGAGCAAAGUUCGCGAAGCCGUGGAAUGGAGCUUUGGCCGCCUCAAAAUCCUGUGGCCAUUCGUGUUUGACGACAAGAAGAUGCAAACAUCGCCGGGUCGCUACGUGACAUUUCCUCGACAGAUUCCGUGA
Aphanomyces astaci is the source of this 276-nucleotide messenger RNA. RefSeq lists its product as hypothetical. The record is from RefSeq and is a predicted model, not a curated record. NCBI's taxonomy places the organism in Eukaryota, Oomycota, Saprolegniomycetes, Saprolegniales, Verrucalvaceae. The transcript has 2 exons. Bases 1 to 276 code for a protein of 91 amino acids.